UCGACACACUGAGGGGACUGCGCACUGCGCUGCUAGUUUUUGUUUCAUAAACGGUUCUUGCUGUUGACGGCCGGUCCGUGCGCGUGGUGCCGGCUGUCACUCGCGGCAAAUUUCGCUCAACGCUCGUUGUGCACCCCGUCCUUAAAUCUACUGUGACGCCGCCGACUUCGCAGCGGCGAUAGUUAUGGCGGGCAACUUUUGGCAGAGCUCUCAGUAUCAGCAGUGGUUGCUCGACCGGCAGGACCUGCUGCGCGAGCGACACGGUGACCUGCAGGUCCUCAGCGAGGAAGAAUACCACAAGCUCAUGAUCUUCUUCGCCAACUUUAUCCAGGCACUGGGGGAGCAGCUCAAGGUGAAGCAACAAGUGAUCGCCACGGCGACCGUUUACUUCAAGCGCUUUUAUGUGCGCAACUCCCUGCGUUGCGUCGACCCGCUGCUAAUGGCGCCCACCUGCAUCUUCCUCGCCUCCAAAGUGGAAGAGUUUGGCGUCAUCUCCAACAGCCGCUUGGUGACCACCUGCCAGACGGUGGUGAAGAACAAGUUCUCGCACGUGUUCCCGCAGGACUUUCCUUACCGCAUCAACCACGUGCUCGAGUGCGAGUUCUACCUGCUCGAGAUGAUGGACUGCUGCCUGGUGCUGUACCACCCGUACCGGCCGCUGGUGCAGUACGUGCACGACAUCGGCCCCGAGGACAGCCUGCUGUCGAUGGCCUGGAAGGUGGUCAACGACUCGCUGCGCACCGACGUCUGUCUGCUGCACCCGCCGCACCAGAUCGCGCUCGCGUGCCUUCACGUGGCCUGCGUCAUCCUGCAGCGCGACUGCAAGCACUGGUUCGCCGACCUGAACGUCGACAUGGAGAAGAUCCUGGAGAUCACGAGACAGGUGCUGGGCCUCUACGACACGUGGAGAAACAUGGACGAGAAGAAGGAGCUGCCGCCCAUCCUGGCCAAGGUGCCCAAGCCCAAGACGCAACCGUCGAGACCUCCGUCCCAGGGGCCCAACGACCAGGCCGCGGCCCCGCAACCCAGCUAGCCCCUCUCGCCCGCGGCACCGGACUGCUUUCAGCGCGAUGCUGCCGCUAAACAGUGAGGCGCGGACUGGGGUGUGCCAUCGGCUGCUGCUAUGGCUCCAUUCUGGUAGCGUAGUCUACGAAUAUAGUUCCUCUACGCCGACUUGCCCAGCUGUGACAUGACAUCCACGAGGCUAUCUGUGCUAUGACUCCAUUCACAUCACCAAUGAGACAUGACUUUAUGUGGCAGCAAGCCGAGUCAGUGUUUAAUUCAUUACACAACAUUGACAUUGUCAUGAAACGAUGCAAUGUGCUAAUCCAUUUAGACGUACCUGCCCUCCAUCUCGCUUGUUUGGCAGAACGCUUUGAAAGCAAGCACUGUGUAUGGGCGCUCUUGCUUCUGCUUGCAAUACCAAAUAGAGGUCACUCUAACCAAAGUAAUCGACUCUGCAGGCACGCAACACGCAUCCAUUUCUCGUCACGCAAGGUGCAUAUCCUGGCAUAUGAGUGGCAGAUGGUUUCUCCUGCCGAGCAUGAAUAUAGCAUUUUGAAUGACAGCAAAUGCAGAAAAGCACAUGUCUGCCGAGAUUGUAUGAAAGGUUGAAGAACCACAGGUGUUGCAAAUUAUACCGGAGCCUCUCUGCAUGCCAUUCCAUAUAACCUGUGGGCAGUGCCUUCCAUGGAACCUGCUACCUAGUGACAUCAUGAAAAUGUAUAGAACACCUUGCAGCCCCCCUCCCCUUCAUUUUCUCUAUUUUUGUGAUGCCGGUGCACAAACAUUCAGUGCUUGAAUGUUAAUAAAGCAAAUUGUUGAUGAA
Messenger RNA from Dermacentor andersoni, 1828 nucleotides. It is a transcript of the gene CycC, whose product is annotated as cyclin C. NCBI's taxonomy places the organism in Eukaryota, Metazoa, Arthropoda, Arachnida, Ixodida, Ixodidae. Gene Ontology annotation, molecular function: cyclin-dependent protein serine/threonine kinase regulator activity. Gene Ontology annotation, biological process: regulation of transcription by RNA polymerase II. The record is from RefSeq and is a predicted model, not a curated record.